Messenger RNA from Purpureocillium takamizusanense, 1527 nucleotides. It is a transcript of the gene ABF1, whose product is annotated as Non-reducing end alpha-L-arabinofuranosidase. Lineage: Eukaryota; Fungi; Ascomycota; Sordariomycetes; Hypocreales; Ophiocordycipitaceae. The coding region runs from base 1 to 1527 and encodes 508 amino acids. The transcript has a single exon. Gene Ontology annotation, molecular function: alpha-L-arabinofuranosidase activity. The record is from RefSeq and is a predicted model, not a curated record. Gene Ontology annotation, biological process: L-arabinose metabolic process; arabinan metabolic process; pectin catabolic process.
AUGUCCACUCGCCCAAGCCUCAACCGGGCCAAGGUGCUCGCUGCCGCGGCCCUGGUUGCCGCGAGCUCUCUUGCCAACGCCGGACCCUGCGACAUAUACGCCUCUGGCAACACGCCGUGCGUAGCUGCGCAUGGCACCACCCGCGCCCUGUACAGCCACUACUCGGGGCCUUUGUACCAGGUGUCGCGCGGCUCCGAUGGGUCUACAAAGGACAUCACGCCCAUGUCCGCCGGGGGCGUGGCCAACGCCGCGUCGCAGGACUCGUUCUGCGCCGGCACGACGUGCCUCAUCACCAUCAUCUACGACCAGUCCGGCAACGGCAACCACCUGACGCAGGCUCCGCCGGGGGGCGCGGCCAGGGGGCCAAACGGCAACGGCUACGACUACCUGGCCAGCGCGAUCGGGGCGCCCGUGACGCUGGGCGGGCACAAGGCGUACGGCGUCUUCAUCUCGCCCUUUACGGGCUACCGCAACAACGAGGCCAAGCUGACGGCCACCGGGGACGGGGCGCAGGGCAUGUACGCGGUGCUGGACGGGACGCACCACAACAGGGCGUGCUGCUUCGACUACGGCAACGCCGAGACCAACUCGCUCGACACGGGCAACGGGCACAUGGAGGCCAUCUACUUUGGCAGCGGCGACGGGAACCGGGGGACGGGCGCCGGCAACGGGCCGUGGAUCAUGGCGGACCUGGAGAACGGGCUCUUCUCGGGCUUCAGCCACGACAACAACGACGGCGACCCGAGCAUGACGUCGCGCUUCGUGACGGCGGUCGUCAAGGGCAAGCCGGGCCGGUGGGCGAUCCGCGGCGGCGACGGGGCGUCGGGCCAGCUGUCGACCUUUUACGACGGCAGGCGGCCGGACGGCGGCUACGACCCGAUGAAGAAGGAGGGCGCCAUCAUCCUGGGCAUCGGCGGCGACAACAGCAACUGGGCGCAGGGCACCUUUUACGAGGGCGUCAUGACCAGCGGGUACCCGGGCGACGACACCGAGAACAAGGUGCAGGCCGACAUCGUGGCCGCCAGGUACGCCACCACGUCCCUGACCAGCGGGCCCAAGCUGCACGCCGGCUACUCCAUCUCGCUGCGGGCCACGACGGCCUGCUGCAGGGGCAGCUACGUCGCCCACAGCGGCUCCGACGUCCAGAUCCAGGACGUCACCUCGUCCAGCGGCGACGACCUCAAGCGCCGCGCCAGCUGGACCGUCCGCGCCGGCCUCGGCAACGGCGCCUGCUUCUCCUUCGAGUCCAACGACUCGCCCGGCAGCUUCAUCCGCCACGCAAACUACGCCCUCCGCCUCGACCGCAACGACGGCGGCAAGCUCUUCGCCGAGGACGCCACCUUUUGCCCCCAGAUCAGCCUCAACGGCCAGGGCACCUCCCUGCGGUCCUGGAGCUAUCCCACCCGCUACUGGCGCCACUACAGGAGCGUCAUGCACAUUGCCAGCAACGGCGGCCCCUUUGUCUUUGACGCCGCGACCCUCUUCAACGACGACGUGAGCUUCAUGGUCAGCGACGGCUGGGCGUAG